GCUGGAAGCUGGGGCUACCGAAGUAGCUACUGGGCAGUCUGAACUGCUGCUGUUUCAGAGUGCAGAGCGUCCUGCACAGGCGGCAACAAAAGACGUGUCGAGAUAUCGCCUCCCUCGGAUGCCAGACCAUGUGGAGGAUGCCCUCAGCAGAGUGAAAGGGCUUGCAGAUGUGUCGGAAGAUUUGAAGAGGCAAAUUGUCAACCACAUAUACUAUGACCUCUGCAGUUACACACUGUAUCCUGGACCACUCUACGCUGUUGCUGCAGAGCAGCUCGUAGCCAAGUAUCCUAAGCUAAGGGAUGGUUCUUGUUUAAAAUAUGAGGUCUGGCGAGCACACCUGCGCGUGAAGGCAAAGAAUGGGAGGCGCGCAAUGGAAAGCACCGUGCCAGGUGUUGGUGCAGCACGGGCGAAGCACCAGAAGGCGAGUGAAGCUAAGCAGAACAGCGCUGACGCCAGGCCCGCAGUGGCAGUGCAGCACAUCGCCAGACAUCUCAGCGGUGUUACCUACUGGGGUGACGCCGAAGACGAAGAUUCUGUUGCCGGCCAUCUGGCCUUCAUGGCCAAGGAGGUGCGGAAAGCAAACCCGGACUGGCAGAAAAUUGCAUUGUCGAUGGAGAGGACAUUCGACGAACGCAGGCACUGGAUGCAGUCGGUACAGCCACUUGUGGCCGACAUUUUGGCCAAGUAUCCAGCACUUGAAUAUCCCCAAGCUAUUCGUCAGGAGUUCCACCUCCUAACGAAACACCAUCUAGACACUGAGCUGGAGGCAGCCAUAAAAAAAUAUGGCAAGAGGGUUGUGACCUUGGCAGAGAGGAAAUGGCGACUCAAACCCUCAGUCGUUGAACUCCACAAGCGCCUGGAUGUACUGCCGGAAGGGGAGAAGGGUGGUAAGCUGUUCUCGAGUUUUUACCUUUUUUUCAGCUUUGCUGCAGUGCUUGAAGCAUGUUUCAAGCACACAUGCUGUUAA
Ixodes scapularis (black-legged tick) is the source of this 967-nucleotide messenger RNA. RefSeq lists its product as uncharacterized. The record is from RefSeq and is a predicted model, not a curated record. The coding region runs from base 119 to 967 and encodes 282 amino acids. The transcript is spliced from 6 exons. Lineage: Eukaryota; Metazoa; Arthropoda; Arachnida; Ixodida; Ixodidae.